AUAAUGGAUCAAAUAUAGUCAAAGUAAGAGCAUUGAUAACUGAACUUACACAACUUCCUUGCAGUAUACAUAUACUUCAAUUAGUUAUAGAAAAAGAAUUACUACCAGUUGAAGUUUUAAUUACAAGAGCUAAACUUCUUGUUGAAAUUAUGGCAACUACUAUAAUGAUUGAUUCAAAUCUUUCAACAAGGUAUGAUGGCAGAAGAUUAAAAAGCAUAAAUUUAACAGAAGAGGAAUGGCAAGCAAUUAAUGAAUUAAUUAUAAUUUUAGAAGAUUUUGCUGAA
Molecule: messenger RNA, 284 nt
Organism: Diversispora eburnea
Lineage: Eukaryota; Fungi; Glomeromycota; Glomeromycetes; Diversisporales; Diversisporaceae
Source: the annotation of a GenBank genome assembly